ACAUCUUUCAGCUGCUCCAUCUCACCCUAUCCCUGGGAUCUUCCUUUGUGUCACCAACUGCCUGCAUGUCCUCCUACACUACAUCCAUGACUCUUCUCUGAGGUCUUCCUCUUUUCCUCCUCCCUGGCAGCUCCAUCUUCAACAUCCUUUCUCCUCCUUUGCACAUGUCCAAACCACCUCAUGCUCGUGUCUCUAACUUCUUCUCCUUCUGAUGUUUUUAUUUCUAAGUCUUUCCAUCCUGGUCACUCCAAACAAAAAUAAAACCUGGAUAAUAUUUAGUAUUUAUGAAUAGAUUUGGUAAAUGUUAAGUGUUUUUCACACGUGGACUUUGGUGGGCUGCCCAGAGGGAUGAAGAAAGUUUACCUAUAAAACCCGAGUCAGAGGUAAAGGGGUGUCACAAGGGCAGUUAUCGACUUUCUCUGCUAAACUAGACUUUGUCCUUGAGGCUCUGAGUGCGCUCUCAUAAAAAGGGGCCUUUCACACAUUACAGGAAUAUUCUUCUACACAAGAUGAUCUGUUAUGAUUCCAGCAUGUUCCAAGCUAGCACACCCUUCAGGUGUGUUUUGAGAUUUAUUUUUAUUGUUUUAUCAAUUUCAGACAGCAUCUCAGUCAGUUCACUAUCACGUAUUCCCGUAUGCUCUUAUUUUGAAAGUUGAUUCACUGUUGACAAACUUGCAUCGGCCCUUCCUGUCUCCCGUUUUUCCAACAAUAGGCUGAUCAGAGCGCUUUUGCUGUGAUUCCCAGACUCUGAUCCUGUGGUCAGAGUGACUUUGACUUCACCGUCUUGGGUGAUGUUAGUCCUUGUUCUGCUCUUUGAGAUGGAGCUGCUCCCUAACCAGGAUGUGAUGCAGGUGGAGGAUUGGUUCAUGAGCUGCCACGCCGAGCAGAAUGAGGACUCCAGUCACAAACCAAUAUUUACUGUCAGGAAAUACUGUGUAUAUGACGUCUUCCAAGCAGUCGACCGUUCAAAGCGGAGGUGCAGGAAAAGCAUCGUCAUCCUCGGUCAUGGCUGGAAACAAAAACUGGGAUGGCGCCGGCGGGAUGGACCAGAUAACAGUCGUGAAAAUAGACGACACUCACAUCGCUGAAGAGGAGUCGCAUGUCGACGGGAGGGUGUUCUACGAGGUGGAGUGCACGGUGCCUGCGGAGGACGAGGUCGUGGGAGAGGAUGACGAUGACGGCGUCUACGUCAUCGAGUAUUCAAACCCUGAAGAAGAGGGAGAGAGUUACCAGUUCACGAUGUCCGUAGAUCGGUCGCUCCCAGCGAAAGAGCCGAUUGUUAAAACUCCGGUGGUCAGCGAGAACCCCGGAGCUCUACUGCCAUCCAGACCGGCGAGGUUGCGACCUCAGGUGAGCCAGAAGAGGAGGAUGGUAGCCGAGGAAGAGGAGAUCAAAAGCGAGGAGUUGGUGGUGAGCAAUAAGAGCGUGCUGGCGCUGGGAGAGGAUUACAGCGACGUGAUGGAGAUGAACUCGGGCUCAGGUAAAAAACUGGUGUGCACGAUGUGCCCGCCGCCCGGCAAGUUUUUCAAGAGGGGGUCUGGGCUGGCGGUGCAUUUAAAGCAGAUGCACCGCAUGGAGGGGAAGAAGACGUACUUCUGCACCUCCUGCCAGCAGUGGCUCCGCACUCAGACCGAGCUGGACGCGCACACGAGGCGCCACGCUAACCAGGACGCCGUGUUCGUCUGCCCCCUCUGCGCAGCUGAGGAGGAAGCCGGCACGGAGGAGAAGAAGGGGUUCAACGGGUCCAGGUGGGGCCUGAGGAAGCACCUGGAGAAGGAGCAUCCGGGUGUUAUCCCGCACUGUGACAUCUGCAACAAAGGCUUCAAGACGGUCGUGUCGUACCUCGCCGACCAGUUCCGGCACGUUGGGGUGACGCCGUACUACUGCGCCAAGUGUCAGAUCUUCGAAAUGACUGAGCGGGGUCUGAGUGUGCACAUCAGAAACCACAACAAGAAGAUGACUGAGCAGAAGGCUCAUGAAAGCCGCCUGCAGACUUUUGAAGUCUCCGCCGGUGCUGAUAACUCGGCGACAGACGACUCCGACUUCUGACGCUCCAGACUCACCGUUUAGCUUCGUGUUCGAGUGACGCAGUAGCAGCUCAUGGACCUCGUCUGCGUCAAAUCCCACAUUUUAUGCAUCUGAACUGAACUUUGGGCAAAAAAACUUUUCCCCUAACAGUUAGAAAACCUUUUUUGUGUGUGUGCAGUUAAUGACCAAACAUGUUACUGCUUAAGUAGAAGUGUCUGAGAGUUAUUUGAAUUCCCUUCCUUUAUUUUCAAGUAGGGAUAAUCGUAGUUGAUGAAACAGGACAAAAAACUUGUCUCAGAGAAAAACGUCCAGAAAACGGUCAGAGUCAGCACACGCGUCCAUAUAACUACUGUGUGUGUGUUUAAAAGACAUUUUACACAUUUAAUCACAGUCUUCAGUAACCAUCUUUUUUAAAUGUUGCUGAUAAAGGUGGCGCACACACACACACAGUCAGAUUAGUCUUCUUACCUUGCAGGUUAACCCGUAAUGAUCACAGCUGUGAUUCUAUCAGAAGUGACUUCCUGGGUCGCCUCGAGUCUGUUUUUAAAAGAAAGAUAAGCAGCACAGAGCAGGCGAUUAGGUCAGGAAGUCAGAGACAGCAACAGCAUAAAGAAUUUGAUACAUUUUCAAAAUAAAAGAUCCUUUGAAGACUAAACGCUUGUUUGUGAAACACUCCCGGUCUAAAAGGUGGAUCAAAACUUCACCAAAGAGAAGCAGCCGGUGUGUUUCAGGGUUAAGUUUGCACGCCCGCGCUCAAGCGCUCAUUUUCUCAACCUUUCAAAUGUUAUUUUAAACUCAUCCUGUCAUAACUGUACUUUUUAUGUUACAGGAGGUGAAAAUCAUUCGAAUAUGAGCUGAGUUUGCUGCAUAAACACUGAAAGGAGAUGCAAUGAGCUGUUUUAUGAAGCAAUUUAAUUUUUUUUCUUUUUAAUUGAAAUGCAGUGUUUGAAAUUGCAGGUUUGCUGUGUUAAUUUUUUGCUUUUUUGUUCUUUGCUGUGGUGAUUUUGUUUUUUCCUGCAACAUUGCAUUAAAGGGAAAUGCCACUGA
Molecule: messenger RNA, 3075 nt
Organism: Pelmatolapia mariae (spotted tilapia)
Lineage: Eukaryota; Metazoa; Chordata; Actinopteri; Cichliformes; Cichlidae
Product: zinc finger protein 615-like
Exons: 2
Coding region: 889-2049 (386 amino acids)
Biological process (GO): regulation of transcription by RNA polymerase II
Cellular component (GO): chromosome
Molecular function (GO): chromatin insulator sequence binding
Source: RefSeq, a predicted model, not a curated record